Eupeodes corollae is the source of this 906-nucleotide messenger RNA. RefSeq lists its product as uncharacterized. The record is from RefSeq and is a predicted model, not a curated record. The transcript has 2 exons. Bases 176 to 817 code for a protein of 213 amino acids. Lineage: Eukaryota; Metazoa; Arthropoda; Insecta; Diptera; Syrphidae.
UUUUCAAGCAAACAAAACACAACCCCAACAACAAGAAAAACAUCUGUCGCCUACAUUACACUUAAAACUUUAAUUUUAUAACUUCAAUCCUUUCCCAUUUCCAGUGUUUUAAACUAUUUAUUUUAACUUAUACACUUUUACUUUAUCCCUUAAGAAAUUUAUCACUCCAAAAACAAUGUCCAACAUUAAAAAACAUUCCAAAGAAAACCGAAAAACCAUUUCAAACAUUGAAACUAGCCGAACUUGCACAGUUCCAGUGAGGAAAAGUUCUAAUUCUUGUACAGUGAUUAGACAUCCAAUAAGUUCCCACGACUUGGGUGAUGAAUUGACAAAUAUAAUUUAUGCAGAGGCAAACAAGGAGAACAAUGGUAACUACGAUGAACCCAUUUUGAAUACAAUUCUAGCCUUGGGUCGACAAAUGCAAUCACUGCAAUUGGAUAGGCCACCAAUGAGAACUCUCUGCUCCACUGAAGAUCUCUCACCACGAUCCAAAGCUAUUGUUAUGCCAAAGAUCUCACAAAAACUAAACUUUCCACAUGACAAGAAUGUAUUUCGCAAUCUCAUUCCAAUUAAUGUAAAUGACAGUGUCUUGCUGCCGAAGAAGAAAUCCUCGCUCCGCAAGAAGUACAUAAAUCACAAAGUUCUCACACCAGAUUUGGGCGAUUUCUUAGAUCCAAUACCACGGCUGGAACACACUAUCCCUGAACCAGACAUCGAAUUAAUACACGCUCCGAGCGAUAUUAAUGUUUUUGAAGAAUUUUGUGAGUUCUAUCGCGACGUAAAUCCUCGGUGGAUUAGAGACGAAUACAAAAUAUGAUCUCACUUUUGAACCUCUAUUUAAUAUUAUAAAAAUAACAAAUUUUAAAGUACAAAAUAAACGUGAGAUUAAAUUAUUAACAAAACCAA